GUUCGGUAGCUCCAAUUCGGCGGCAUGGAGGACGGUGAUGAUGUGCUCUGCUUUGACAACACACGCACGAAACGGGAGCAGGAACUUCUCGACGCUUUCCUGAGCGGGAAGUUCGUGUGUGAGCAAGACGAUGAGUUCGCUUCACCCUCACCGUCGCCCACCAAGGACGAUGCCGCGCCUCCCACUGAUGGCUUUAGUCAGGCUGGAGUGGCCGGAAUGGCUGCUGGGGCCGGGGAGCAGCCGGAAGUGGCUGGUCGGGCCUUCGAGGCUUCUGCUGGGAUAGCAGAGGCGGGGCGCAUGCAUGGGAUUAUGACUGCAGGGGCGUCGAAUUCAUUGCCAGACGGUGAGCAGGGAGGUGGAAGGACGCGAGGCGGUGGACGGAUGAUGCAAUGGAAUAUCUGCGUGUGUGUUUCAGUAGAGAGGAGUCCUUUGGAUGAGGUGCGGCAAGGGCUACGAGAGCAAUUCAAUCGUGUGUCGGUGAGCGAUCAGGACGAAGGACAGCGAGGCUGCCGCAACACCACACCCAUGCAUUCCUCUGCUCUGCUCUGUUGUGUGUGUGCACCAUUCAGGACAUGUACUCACGUAUCGCCGAGAAGGAGGCCAGGCUUGAGGCGCAGGUGACGUCCCUGCAACAGCUGCAGCGACAGGCCCACCCCCAGCCACCCUCUCAAGCGUUUCCGGCACCACGCCGAUCGCAGGCCAAUGGCAACGCUUUCCCCCCUGCACUGCGCACACGCAGCACCAAUGGGUUCGGCACCAGGCCGACACCGACCCCCACACAGAUGCCCGACCCCAGCAGUUAUCGGUUCUCGAACGGAUACUACACCAACAAGCUGUAUGCCCUCGCUGGCUACGACUUCCCUGCCUACCCGUCGCCCUACGGCCUUCUCCCAUACCCUCCCUGGGACCCCGCCAGUGCCCUACGCAACGGCGGGCAGCAACUGCCACCCAAGCAGCAGCAGCAGCAGCAGCAGCAAGGGGAGAGGAAGGACUGGAGUGACUGGGGAUUCGAGCCAAGUGACGUGGACAAGUAUACACCCAAAGACAUCCGAUUCAUGUUCAAAGGGGUGAGGCUGCUCAGAACCGGCCAGUGCAUUGGUUGUCUCUCCUGGUGGGCUGGUGUUGUGUGUGCAGCAUUCGUUGACCGUGGCGUGUCAGGGUCUGACGGAUGGCGAGCCUGUCCCUCUGGAUAGGUACAAUCCGCAGUACCUCAACUCCAAGGCCUUCAACACCUGGCUGGAGAUGAACAAGGGCAUGUUUUCUUCUCUGAAGCCUGAGCCAAAGGCACUCUCUGACAGUGAGCGGGUCAGUAAACAACACCAACGCGACACACACACACACACACACACACACAGAGAGAGAGAGAGAGAGAGAGAGUUUUCCGACGUCAAUCUUACCCCUCGUUGUCUUUUUGCGCAGGCUGAUCUCAACGCGCUCGUAGCUAAAUAUGGCGGCCCCUCAUUCUGGGUGGCCAAGGAGCAGCAGCAGCCGCCAUACAAGGAGUCGGCGCCCACGCCCACACGGGCCGAGCCGUCCCAGCAUCCCACAUCGGGCCCAUUCCCCCCUCCGCCAGCCCAGCUGUCGCCACCUCAGGACAAGAACGUCAGCGAGACCAGCAACCAACACCUCCCCAGUGGCGUCAGAGACAAGAGCCGACCGAUGAGGGACAAGUACGGCACCAACCAGCGGUACUACCCCGGGCUCGGCGACAAGCCCAUCGUUGGCCGGCCGAUCUGCCAUUUCGAGUAUGUUCGGGACCCUGAGUGGCUGGAUGUCAAGGGCGGCCGAGACGCCAUCAAGCGCAACAUCCUGUCACAGAUGCAGCACGAGGAGCUCAAGAGAGAGCGGGAGGCGUGGGAGAGGGAUGCUGCUGAGUUCGAGGCGCUGAUGGAGCGGGAGGCAGCCGACUGGAAGAGGGACAUGGAAGCGGCAGAGGCAGCCGAGGCCGAGGCGGGGGCACGGAGGGACAAGGAGAGGGUGACGCUGAGGGCAGAGAGAGAGCAGCAGGGGCGGGCCGCAAAGAGGACGGCCAAGAGAUCCCAGCCUCCCCUGCCCAAGCAGGCAGAAACACCACCCCCGCCAUACACAGACCCAUCGGAUGAGCCCACACAGCCACCUGCCAAGCCGACUCGUGCCCCCAAAGCCGCGGCUAAGCCGCCCCGCCACCCAGCCCGACCCCUGCAGACGUCUCGCAACCGAGCCACGCCAUCCAAGGCCACCCCAUCCGGCUCCCGGCAUCCCUCGCCUGCUCCCAAGAAGACCCACGGCGCUUCUUGCUCCACGCAGCCGCCUCUGAGCCACCUGCGUCGCGUCCCCCAGGCAUACAUCGCCCCCUUGCCGUCGUGGGACCCCAACGCCGCGGCCAAGGCGCUGAAGAAGAAGGGGCAAUCGGCAGCGGGUGGCUACUUCUUCGGCCCAGUGAUCAUGGGUGGCGCUAAGGAGGGCGAGAAGGAGGGCGCACAGGGUGCGGAGACCAACAUCACUGUCAACUACAACGUGACAGCACCCUUGGCCAAGGACAGGACGCCUGAGGCGAGUGCAGCACAUGACGGGCACAUGAAGGAGAUCCGAGACUCCUUGAGGCUGCUGAAGUCGAAGCGCCAUAACACCUCUCAGCAGCACUCACCACACACGUCCACUCGCCAGCCCGCUCGACCAGCACCGCCAAGAAAGGGCCCCAUCACCACACCGGCCCGGCAAGCCAGCCCGCCCCGCGCACCCAAACCCUCCCCAGGCCCCAAAGUCCCUUCCGCCAAGCGAGUGCUGCCGGGCGAGAGGCGUGAGAGGCCUGAGCUGCGUCUCGGGCCAUCACCAGCCAUGGCGAGCGCUGCGGCCCGGCGACAGCUCUCGCCAGUGAAGAUGAGGGGAGUGGCGACGCCCAAGAAGUCCACCUCUCUCGCCGCACUGGACGUGUCGCGAACGCCGUCACCCAACCCCAAAAUGAAGAGCCCGGAGCCCCUCAGGCGUCCACCGGCCCAGGUAGCGACCCCCCCGCCGCCCCCGCCCCCUUCCAAGCCCGCAGAGCCGGUGCCCUUGCCCGAGAAGACACCCGAGAAGACGAGCCAACCGAUACGAGUGGUCCACGUGGACACGGCGGUGCAGUGCUCUCCACCUGGCGGUGGCAAGGCGGAGGCUGUGGAGAAGCAGUUGGCCUUCGACAGCCCUCGGGUGGUGCGGUCUGACGCACAGGUAGCGGUGAGGCCCCGGCGCGACGUGGCGCUGCAGGUCCAGCUCGACGACCCCAGCUUGCCGCCUCUGCUCAUCAUCGACGAUACCCGCCAUGCCACUGCCCCUGACGCUGCCCUCCAGCGCUAUCUGUACGCCAACGUGCAGCGGCCAAGGGUGGUCGAGUCGUCGCCCGCUGAGAGGCCUGCGCCCACUCGCUUCCGCCCAGGGCAGGUUCAUCGACACAGGGAGUUGGGCAUGCAGGUGGUGCCCCCGGCCCCAGCAGCGCCGGUGUGGCUCGACACACCGACAUACGUCCAUCCCGAGGCCUACACCUACGACCAGUCACGACACGUCAGGGUGGUGGAGGACGCGACGGCGACGGAGACGGCUGAUGAGGAGCAGAGGGAGGAGGAGGGCAGGGAGGCCCUAGAGAAGAAGAUCGGCGAGGCACUGCGUGAGUGGAUUGACCGUCAGCCCCCUGACCCAGAGAUGCACGAGACAGCCGUCCAGACGGCCGGAUCCCCUCGCCCGCAGCCACCGCCCGCCCCGACACCCCCCCGAAGGACAUCCGAGACGAUCGCCAUCCAAACAUCCACUCAGGGAGACGACACAGCGACGGCGAUUCGGCAGCUUGCGCGGGAGAUGGAGGCCUGGCGCGAGAGGCAGGAGGAGGCCAUCAGGAGGCUGCAGGAGGAGAGGGCAAGAGAUGAGGAGGAGAGGAAACGGCGGGAGGCGGCAGUGAACAGUCGCGAGGAGCCGUCGGGCCCGUCGGAUGAGAGGCGCGGCCGCAUCCGAAUGACGAUAGAAUACCCGCCAGUGCAAGAGAGGGAGGAGCGUAAGCAGCCCGCCCGCGAAGGCUCGCUUGAUCCACUUGUGACCAGGCUGAAGAAUCUCAUGCUCUACGGUGAGCGGAGAGGAUGACCACAUAAGACAAGGCCGCACAUUCAAGGCACGCCCUGUGUCGUCUCUCCGUGUGUGUCUUUCUGUCUGUCAGGUCCCAUCGAGGGCCCUCGUCUUCUCAAAGGCGUGAAGCCCCACUCUGCCAAGGUCCGAGCACCCUCAGCGCCCCCAUCCGCUGCCCAGCACACACGUGGUAAGAAGCCACCUCUCCCACCCAAGCAGCACCCGGCAGCCCGGCUGACUGCGACACAGCGGAGAACCACCACAGUUAUGGGCGGCUUUCGCCCCCACGAGCGAGCCAGAUCGAGUGUGGCCUCAUCGAGUGACGAGAACAGCUCGCCCUCCGUGACCACUCAGCAAAACGGCUGCUCCAUGUGUGGCGACGACGAUGGCCAUCGUCGCAAGGGCAGAGAGGGAAGGGCUGCAGAGUCGGGGCUUCGACGUGACACACCGACAGUCCCCGAACCAAGGACCGACACACGGUGCGAUCAAGACAAGGGGGAAGGAGUGGUACCUGCAUGGUGUCUAUCUCGAUUGUCUGUUGCUGCAGACCUGGGAUGACUGAGCACGAGAUGGGCCGGGUGAUUGCUGAUCUGAACGCCAGGAUGGACAGGCUCUUCGAGUCCAUCGGGCAGAUCCCCCCACCCAUACAGCUACCCCAGCCCCCCACUGGCACACACGAGGCGAAAGCACCGGCCCCUCACCCCACACCCGUCGCCGAUAAGCCAGACCACACUCGCCUCUUCGGCUGGCCACGCCGCCCCACCCCGCCGCCAGCUCGGCCUGAGGUGCCACAGCCACAGCGGCAGCAGCAGGACCUGACGCCAGCGAAGGGCCGCACGAGCGGCACGUCACCCUUGGAGAGUGGCGAGGUUCGCUCGGUGCGCUCGGCGGCAAAGUAUGAUCCCUUUGACCACAUGAGCCCUGGGGAGGUGCGGGGCAGCGUGGUGUCGUCACUGGAGCCCGGCGAGGUCCGGGGUGCAUUCUCUGGUACGCACCGAUACAUGCACCCACACAGAGGCAGGCAGACCGUGACAUUCGUGCUGCUGCGUAUGUUGGUUUGUGUUGUAGGCGUUGUGACGCCAGAUGACUCCUCUGACCUGUCGAGCGACGAUGAGCCUCCUGCUGUGCCUUGCAGGACCCAACACCGUCGUCGCUGACAGAGCCAUCUGAUGAUACAGAUGGGACGGAGCGGUGGCUCAUGGUUGAACUGAUAGAUAGAAUGAUAGAUAGCAGCGUCACAGAUGGGACCUUCGGGGAAGGGUUGUUUGUUUUUCUGUCUUGUUUUUCGGUCGGUCUUUCCGUCUGUUCGUCUGCCGUCUGUCGGUAUUUGUUUUGUUUUCACCCGGAGAUUGUUGUGGCCGACCUUCUGCCAGCCCAACAAUGUGCAUAGAUUGAUGUAGAAUGGGCGGAUGGAUUGGGGAGACGCUCGAGAGACAUCCAGUAGCGGGACUGACGCGAGAUGCAUAAGGAAGCACAUUGAAAGGCGCAUUGCCAUCGCCAUGAGUUUCCCUCCUCCCAAGGCAGCUGCAAUAGUUGGAAGGCCGCGCGGACAAUGGAACAAUUAAGUGGGAACAAUCCGGUCGAUGGGACCCCACGCGAAUGCGUGUCGACGAACUGUUACGAGGGGGGAGGGGCCCCCGAGUAAUGGGAGGCGAUCUGCCAGACGGAGAGCAUAGGAAAAUGGCGGGCAACAAAUAUACACAGUUUUGUCGAGAGUGAUUUUUGAUCGCCUUGAGGU
Molecule: messenger RNA, 5809 nt
Organism: Vitrella brassicaformis
Lineage: Eukaryota; Vitrellaceae
Source: the annotation of a GenBank genome assembly